AUGCAUUCAGAAAACAAGAGGACCUUGUUCAUUGGGCAGGGCGUGCUCGACCGGCACCGGUACGUCCGCACUCGACACACAGGCGCUGUCGGCGAGACGGCACCUGCCAGCGCCCACGGCUGGAACGUUUACGCCCGAAAAGGUGGCGGUGGCGGUGGAAAGCGUGGCAGCAAUCGCGCGGCAGGGCGCCGUCUCACUCAAAACGUCCGCCCCGGACUAGGGACGCCACUGCCGUUCGUUGCACCACCAGACGGCGACAUACGACGCAGUACCGCAGAGCAGCGUAACGCCGAGAGCGAUCGCUCCGCGUCGACGUUCCUGAAAAACUUGCUCUUCCGGCGAGCUGGAACGAGCGCUGAGGGCUCGAGCUCUCGUGACGCGAGUGGCUCAUCGGCAUCGUACACUCCAGAAACGAUCGAUGUGCUGAAGCGUGGUGCCUGGAUCGGGAUUUUCUCACUCAUCGGUCUCGAGUUCUUCAUUCAUGUUCUAUACAAAAAGGACUGGCUCUCGAUAUUGUCGAAACAUCCAUGA
Molecule: messenger RNA, 531 nt
Organism: Cyanidioschyzon merolae strain 10D
Lineage: Eukaryota; Rhodophyta; Bangiophyceae; Cyanidiales; Cyanidiaceae
Exons: 1
Coding region: 1-531 (176 amino acids)
Source: RefSeq, a predicted model, not a curated record